Messenger RNA from Drepanopeziza brunnea f. sp. 'multigermtubi' MB_m1, 915 nucleotides. RefSeq lists its product as uncharacterized. The record is from RefSeq and is a predicted model, not a curated record. Gene Ontology annotation, molecular function: phosphoglycolate phosphatase activity; alkaline phosphatase activity. NCBI's taxonomy places the organism in Eukaryota, Fungi, Ascomycota, Leotiomycetes, Helotiales, Drepanopezizaceae.
AUGGCAGCCUCUCCAAAGUAUCUCUCCGGAGAUUCAGCUGCGAUCCGCGAGUUUAUCGAUGAGUUCGACAUCUUUCUACUUGAUUGUGAUGGAGUACUCUGGUCUGGAGACCACCUGUUCCCCGGGACUGUCGAGACGCUGGAGUUCUUGAGAUCUCAAGGCAAGAAAAUCGUCUUCGUCACCAACAACUCGACGAAAUCCCGAGCGGACUACCAGAAGAAGCUCACAUCUAUGGGCAUACCCAGCGACGUCGAGGAAAUCUUCGCAUCGGCCUACUCCUCCGCCAUCUACAUCUCCCGCAUCCUCAAGCUCCCAGGACCAAAGAACAAAGUCUUCGUAAUGGGCGAGAGCGGCAUCGAGACGGAAUUGAAGAGCGAGGGUAUUGAGUUUAUUGGAGGAACAGACCCUGCCUAUCGACGAGACAUCACACCAGAGGACUACACUGGGAUUGCAGAUGGAUCUUUGCUGGACGAUAAUGUGGGCGUCGUGCUAGCUGGUCUGGAUUUUCACGUCAACUACCUGAAGCUCUCGCAUGCCUAUCACUAUAUCAAACGCGGAGCGGUGUUCCUGGCUACCAACCUCGACAGCACGCUACCCAACAGCCACAGUUUCUUUCCUGGUGCGGGCUCGAUAGUCAUCCCGCUCAUAAAUAUGUCUAAACAACAGCCCACGGCAUUGGGCAAGCCGAGUCAGGCAAUGAUGGAUUCAAUAGAGGGGAAGUUCCAGUUUGACCGUAAGAAGGCGUGUAUGGUUGGAGACAGGCUUGACACUGAUAUCAAGUUCGGUAUUGAGGGCAAGCUUGGAGGAACGCUGGCUGUCCUGACGGGAGUCAGCAAGAAGGAACAAUGGGAAGCUGAAGAUGCUGCGGCCGUUCCAGCUUAUUAUGUUGAGAAACUGAGCGAUCUGAAGGGUUGA